CGAAUUUUUCGAGGCAAAAAAUAAGGCCGUAGCAAAUCCAACUCGUCUUCCCCCUCCGUCUCUUCGUCGCGCAGAAGGAACAGCAGAAAAGGGGGAAAUAAUUCGGUUGAAUCGACAGGAGUGAAGGGUAGGAGCAGCCAUGGCCGCUCGAGCUCGAUGGCGACUCCUCUUGCUGCCGCUCUCGCUGUUCCUCGCGGUCGGCCCGGCGGGCGCCCUGGCGGCGCCCAGCCCCCCCGUCUCCAAGGCCAUCUCGGACCUGAGGGACGCGAUCGUGAAGGGGCUGGGGUUCCAGGCGGAGGGGCUCAAGGUGUCCGGGUUCGACGUGCGGGACGCGCUGGUGGGACAGGCGGUGGCGUACGAGUUCGACAUCGAGGUCGGGAGGAAGGUCCUGCCGGUGCGCCUCCUUGAGGACGUUACUCGGUGGGACUUCGUCGAUCUCCCCAUCUUCCGCUCCCAGGCCGACGCAGACGACACGGCGCUCGCCGAGAUCCGGCGAGGAGGGAGGGGGAGCGUCGUCGAGCCGACUCUACCGCCCUUCCAACUCGCCGGGCCCAUGGAGCUCUGGAUCCAGGAUGGCGAUGACGUCAGGCUAGCCUUGCCGCAUGAUGUGGACGCUGGAACCCUGAAGAAAGUUGUUCUGUCUGAUGGUGCAGUGGUAACAGUGAAGGGUGCCAGGGCUGUGAGCCUCCGGUUGCCACUUGAACUACCGCUUCCUCUCAACCGUACCACUUACAAGGGCCGCCUGUCAAGCCUACUAUCCAUUGCACAAGCCCUACGUGGUGCAGCCCGGUCUAACAAAAAACCCCUGCUCUCUCUUCGCAUCGAGGGUCCAACCUCCCUGUCGUCGACUCCUUCGAUGUCUCCCAAUGACAAGCUCAAGCUCAAACGGUUGGCCCCAGGCCAAGUGGAGCUCUCCUCACGUGCGAUCCCGGCUGUCACUGACGACGAGCAUGAGCCACACAACACUGGAUUGUGGCCUCUCUUGUCACUUAACGGCUCAGAUGGCAGCCUGCAGGGGUUCGAGGAGCUGUUGGCCUCGGUCCUGGGAAAGAAGGCAGGCGAGAAGGGGACCUUCAAGCUGUUGAAGGGGCGGGCCUCGGCACAAACCUAUGUCAAGAUGGCAUUCACGGUGGAGAAGAGGCUCACUGAAGGUGAAGUGAACUGGUCUGACUUCCCGGAGUGGAAGACGAAGCCCAAGAAGCUGAGAGCACACUAUGAGGUUCUUGCUCGCGUGGAGGGCGGCCAGGCGAUCCCAGAGAGGAUCGCCCAGGUGCAGCCGUUCCAGGCCGAGGAGGCCACGUCCGAGAGCGUGCUCACUGGGAAUGUCACGAGAUCGAAGAUGGAGAUGGUCCAUCCGCCGCCGGUUUACUUCACUCUCUGAGUGCCGGAAGAGCUGGAGGCUUUUUAUUUUUCAGAGCUAUACGACGGAUGGUUGUUAGUACUAGUUUACGAUGAUAAUGGAGAUGACAAAAGCUUACAGGUGGCAAGAGUUUCUUGCCUAUUGCUACUUACUGCGUUAACAUGAAAAUUGUUGUUGUAUGGCACUUGAAUACUGGCUACCUUUGUAAAUUAUCGAUCGAUUAAUGAAGCCAUACAAAAUAAGAUUGCAGUAAUAAGCAAGUUGUACAUUUUUGGACGCAAGUGUGCCGCCGAGUUCCUAGCUUGUACUUUACUGCUCUGCAGAAAUUGCAAAUUUUAUCGUUCUGACAAUUCUAAAUAC
This is a messenger RNA of Phragmites australis (common reed), 1720 nucleotides long. RefSeq names its product protein TUNICAMYCIN INDUCED 1-like. NCBI's taxonomy places the organism in Eukaryota, Viridiplantae, Streptophyta, Magnoliopsida, Poales, Poaceae. Bases 140 to 1381 code for a protein of 413 amino acids. The transcript is spliced from 3 exons. The record is from RefSeq and is a predicted model, not a curated record.